CCUCCCUGUUUCGGUGUCUCUAAAAACCAAAUCUUUAUUUUAUUAAUUUAAGUUUUCUCUCGCUCCUUCUUCUAUUCUCGCCAUAACCGAACAGAACAUUCCCACACACUAAACAGAGUAUGCACUGCAACGACGACAUAGACGCUCCUUUCUAAAUACCCAUCUUUUUUUUUUCUCCUCUAUCUGUAUAAAGCUUUUUUCUUUUCACUGUAAAAGCUGAAGUCGGAUUCCUACACGGCCUUGUCAGAAGGCAUGAGGAAAUCACGUGUCUUGUACUCGAAUGGUUCUACCUACGAUUGCCCCUCCUUCUCCAAUCUCCUCAAAAGCGUUUUGGGUACCAAUUCUUCCAGUGUUCGAUUUCAGGGGGAAUAUGAGACAUACCAACAAGAUAUUGUUGUCAGCACAGAGCCUAAAUUGGCUGAAAGACAGUUAGAACUUAAGGUUGAAUGUUCAAAUCCUUCUAACAUUAUAUCACCUGUUGCUCCAGCUGAGAUUUUUGAGCCACAUUCAGCACCUCCAAUACCAAAACCUAUGUCAAUCCUUCAUAAAGACUUGCCUGGGCAAGUAUUAGAACAACCGAACUCUGACCAUAAUACCAGUCUCUCCCAUAUUGUUAUGGAGACACCUCCCUCUGAUGGUAAUAGCUGGAGGAAGUAUGGCCAGAAGCAGGUGAAGGGUUCUAAAAGCUCCAGAAGCUACUACAGGUGUUCACAUUCUAAUUGCCAUGCGAAGAAGAAGGUUCAACGCUGUGAUCAUUCUGGUCGCAUCAUUGAUGUUGUUUAUAUAGGUCACCAUGAUCAUGAUGUCUCUCGUAAUAAAUGCAACUUGUUGGGAAGGUCUGUAUCGUCUGUUAGGCUUGCCGCAGGCAGCCUUGUUGACUCAGUUCAAAAGUUAGACAGUGAAGGUAUAUCUAUCUGUGCGGAAGACGCCAGGCAAUCAUCAGUGCACGUGGCUGAAUCAGAACAACUGAGUUCAAGUAGUUCUAAUGGCAAUGUUGGAAUUAAGGUUGAGGAGCAGAAUAGUAAUGAUAUAGAGUCUACAAAAUUUGGGGUGAGACACCAGAAAAAGAGCUCUACUGGGAUUGUAGAUUCUGAGGUUCAGGAGAAGUGUGGUGCUGAACCGAGGCCCAAGAAAAGGAUAAAAGAAAGGAGCGAGGGGACUAAGAUUGUUCUGCAGGCUGCUGCGGAUGGGGGCAGCUCAAAUGAUGGCUAUCGUUGGCGCAAGUAUGGUCAGAAAAUGGUGAAGGGCAAUUCUCGAUUGAGGAGUUAUUACAGAUGCACAUCUGCAGGAUGCCCUUCCCGCAAGCAUGUUGAGAGAAACACAGAUGAUGCUACAACUGCCACAAUAACGUACGAAGGGAAACAUGAUCACGACAUGCCAGUUGCUAAGAAACAAAAAGGUUCAGAAAGUCUUGCUCAUAUUUCCUCUGCAACCAUUGUAAAAGGUGAUCACUGCAAGAAAACUAGAAGUUUAUCCAGUAAAAGGAUUUCACACAAGUGGUCAGUGGGGAAGGAAGGAGAUUUGAUGGAUGAGAAGGUCUUGGAGCUUGGAGGGGAAAAAGCAUUGGAGUCGGCUCAAACCCUUCUUAGCAUUGGAAUUGAACUAAGACCUUGUUAAAAAACAAAUAGUAGUUCAUGCAUAGUUCUCAAUUGAGCCCUGUUUUUGGCGGAGAGAUUUUUUAUCCUUCUUGAUUUGAGUUUCAAUGAUUUUGCUUCAUUUCUCACUCCUCCUUUAGUCUACAAAACUGCUGUCUUUUUGUAUUUUCAUCUUAACACAUCAGUGAUCUUUCAGCUUCUUGCCCUA
Jatropha curcas is the source of this 1803-nucleotide messenger RNA. RefSeq names its product putative WRKY transcription factor 32. The record is from RefSeq and is a predicted model, not a curated record. Gene Ontology annotation, biological process: regulation of DNA-templated transcription. NCBI's taxonomy places the organism in Eukaryota, Viridiplantae, Streptophyta, Magnoliopsida, Malpighiales, Euphorbiaceae. Gene Ontology annotation, molecular function: DNA-binding transcription factor activity; sequence-specific DNA binding.